Molecule: messenger RNA, 2003 nt
Organism: Ipomoea nil (Japanese morning glory)
Lineage: Eukaryota; Viridiplantae; Streptophyta; Magnoliopsida; Solanales; Convolvulaceae
Product: laccase-4-like
Exons: 6
Coding region: 43-1722 (559 amino acids)
Biological process (GO): lignin catabolic process
Cellular component (GO): apoplast
Molecular function (GO): hydroquinone:oxygen oxidoreductase activity; copper ion binding
Source: RefSeq, a predicted model, not a curated record
UUCAUUGCGACAACCCAGAAAAACACACCACAACUACAUACUAUGAUGGAGUGUUCUUGGUUUCGGAUUGUCGUCCUCCUUGCCUGCUGCAUGUUUCCGGCGAUCGUCGAAUGUCGGGUUCGACAUUACAAGUUUGAUGUGGUGAUGAAGAACAUGACUCGCGUGUGCUCAUCCAAGCCUACGGUCACAGUCAAUGGAAAGUUUCCAGGACCCACCAUCUAUGCUAGGGAAGAUGAUACAGUGCUCAUUAGAGUUGUCAAUUAUGUUAAAUACAACGUCUCCAUUCACUGGCACGGUAUUAGGCAACUUCGGACCGGUUGGGCAGAUGGACCGGCAUAUAUCACACAAUGUCCAAUUCGUCCGGGGCAUAGUUAUAUGUACAAUUUUACCAUUACAGGUCAAAGGGGAACGCUAUUAUGGCAUGCACAUAUUCUGUGGUUGAGGUCUACUGUCCAUGGUGCCUUGGUUAUAUUGCCUAAGCUUGGUGUCCCUUACCCUUUCCCCAAACCCGACCACGAAGCUGUUGUAGUACUAGCUGAGUGGUGGAAAUCUGAUACGGAAGCUGUGAUCAAUGAAGCAUUGAAAUCAGGUUUAGCCCCCAAUGUUUCUGAUGCUCAUACCAUCAAUGGCCAUCCCGGACCCGUCGCAAAUUGUUCAACACAAGGUGGAUAUAGAUUGAGUGUUGAAGCUGGGAAAAGGUACAUGCUAAGAGUGAUCAACGCUGCGCUCAAUGAAGAGCUAUUCUUCAAGAUCGCCGGCCACAAGAUGACGGUGGUGGAGGUUGAUGCCACGUACGUAAAGCCCUUCAAGACUGACACGAUCGUGAUCGCCCCGGGGCAAACCACCAACGUCAUCGUCACCGCCGACCAGGGCUCCGGCCAGUACAUGGUGGCCGCCUCCCCCUUCAUGGACGCUCCGGUCGCUGUUGACAACCAGACAGCCACCGCCACUCUCCACUAUACCGGCACACUCGCCAGCGGCCCCACUACCCUCACUACCGCGCCGCCCAUGAACGCCACCCCCGUGGCCAACAGCUUCGUAGACUCUCUGAGAAGUCUCAAUUCGAAGCAAUUCCCGGCGAACGUUCCCCAGACCGUGGACCACUCGCUCUUAUUCACGGCCGGGCUCGGAAUCAACCCGUGCCCGUCUUGCAAAGCCGGCAACGGGAGCCGGGUCGUCGCCAGUUUAAACAACGUCACCUUUGUCAUGCCCACCACGGCUCUCUUGCAAGCCCAUUUCUUCGGUAUAAAGGGAGUGUUCACCACCGAUUUCCCGGCGAAUCCUCCGUUCGCUUUCAACUACACCGGCGCCGGUCCGGCCAACCUGCAGACUACGACGGGAACAAAGCUUUUCCGGCUGGCGUACAAUUCAACGGUCCAGUUGGUUUUGCAGGACACCGGGAUCAUAGCCCCGGAAAACCAUCCGAUCCAUUUGCAUGGAUUCAACUUCUUCGCCGUCGGAAAAGGGUUAGGAAAUUUCAACCCCAAAACCGAUCCUAAGAAGUUCAAUCUCGUUGACCCAGUCGAGAGAAACACUAUCGGAAUUCCGGCAGGUGGAUGGGUUGCUAUAAGAUUCCGUGCUGACAAUCCAGGAGUAUGGUUCAUGCAUUGUCAUCUUGAAGUGCACACAACAUGGGGAUUAAAGAUGGCAUUCCUUGUGGAUAAUGGAAAGGGUCCUAACGAAAGUCUUCUGCCACCACCUAAGGAUCUACCCAAGUGUUAAAACAACCAUAUAACCGGAAAACUUACCAGUUUAAUUUGUGAGAGGAACCAAACGUGGGAGGCCGGAGACGAGGAACAGACACAAUACAGAAGUAAAGAGUGACAAUUAAUAAACGAGUGAGCAUUUUUCUCAAUUAUAGAUGCCGUAUUCGUUUCUUGAGUGAAAGAAAAGUUUUGCUCAAGCAAAUACAAAAUAAUUAUAAUUUUUCUUUGUUUGUUUGUAACUUUCAUGUAUCUUUGAAUGAAAUUCUUUUCUCAAUUUCAUAAAUUUCUAAUCUGUGU